Octodon degus (degu) is the source of this 2907-nucleotide messenger RNA. It is a transcript of the gene Znf572, whose product is annotated as zinc finger protein 572. Gene Ontology annotation, molecular function: DNA-binding transcription factor activity, RNA polymerase II-specific; RNA polymerase II cis-regulatory region sequence-specific DNA binding. NCBI's taxonomy places the organism in Eukaryota, Metazoa, Chordata, Mammalia, Rodentia, Octodontidae. The record is from RefSeq and is a predicted model, not a curated record. Gene Ontology annotation, biological process: central nervous system development; regulation of transcription by RNA polymerase II. The transcript has 3 exons. The coding region runs from base 424 to 1998 and encodes 524 amino acids. Gene Ontology annotation, cellular component: nucleus.
CUGAGGAAACGGGGUCUUCGCCUUCCGGGACCACCGCGGCUGUUCAGGGUGCCGAGCUGCGGGUGUGCGGCAUCCCGGGACAGCGAGUUCCCCGGGAGGAAGAAGGGUAACAGGUGAAACCCUCACGGUCCCGGCUGCGGGGAGGAGGAGGCUUCCUGAGGGGCGAAGGCCCGCGCGGCGCCCGCCGCGGCUCGCGGGCCCGGACGAGCUGGCUCCGGGAGCGUCGCCCGCAGCGCCCCCGACCCCGAGCUUCGGGCCGUGCGAUUGCUCCGGAGGGCUUUCCCGUCCUGAUGACCUCGGGGCGCGGGAGCGGUGAAGACAGCCGUGCCUGUAGAGAGCCAUUGGAAGGACGAACUUUAUUACCCUUUGGGACUGAAUUUGCCCCCGUGGUGAUAUAGGAUCCUAAGCCUGGCUGUGAUCAUUAUGAUGGAGCAAGGAAAAGAAUUGUUGGUCUCAGAUUCUAAAGGCAUCAUGAAGAGGGAGAGUUUGAAAAGCCCCUUUACAGGAGAUGAAAGUAAGAAUAUUUUUGAAACUGUUCAACACUAUAAUCAUAAAACAGAUAAACUUAAAGAGGGAGCUUCAAAAUGGUCUCAAAGAUGUGGCCCACAAAAUUCUAAGCAUGAGAAUACAGAAGAACUACUGUUGACAUUGUCCCAAGAAGAUGAGAUUUUGGCUCCAGUUUCCUCUGAGAAUGGUGGACUGUCCAAGAUUUGGGGAAAUUCUACAGGGAAAGAGGAGAAGCAGCCCAUCUAUGGGGUAGGGGACUCAGGAGAACAUGCCAAUGCCUCUCUCCAGCAAGAUGACAAACCUUAUAAAUGUUUCCAGUGUUGGAAAAGUUUCAGGAAUAGUUCUCAUUUGCGUAUGCAUCAGAGGACCCACUCAGGAGAAAAGCCUUAUAAGUGCUCUGAAUGUGGGAAAUGCUUUUGUAACAGUUCACAUCUGAUUCAGCAUCUGAGAACACACACAGGGGAAAAGCCUUACCAGUGUGGAACAUGUAAGAAAAGCUUCAGCAAUACCUCCCAUCUUAUUAUUCAUGAAAGAACUCACACAGGAGAGAAACCCUAUAAAUGUCCUGAGUGUGGGAAGAGUUUCAGUAGCAGUUCUCACCUUAUUCAGCAUCACAGGUCACAUACAGGGGAAAAGCCAUAUGAGUGUCCUGUCUGUGGAAAAGGCUUUAGUUAUAGCUAUGUUCUAGUAGAACAUCAGAGGACUCACACUGGAGAAAAACCCUAUGAAUGUCCAGAUUGUGGGAGCAGUUUUAGUCAGAGUUCCAGCCUAAUUCGCCACCAGCGGACACAUACAGGUGAGAAACCCUACAAAUGUCUGGAAUGUGGAAGAAGCUUUGGUUAUAAUUCGACUCUAAUAAAACAUCGGAGAAUCCAUACAGGAGAAAAAUCCUAUCACUGCCCAGACUGUGGGAAGAAUUUUAGUCGAAGUUCAAAUCUUACAACACACCAGGAAACACACACAAGAGAAAAAUCCUGUGGAGGUUCUGAAAAAGGAGAAAGUUUGCAUCAGAACUGCAGCAUGAUAGAAGAGUGCAGAGGACAGAAGCCGUAUAAAUGCUGUGAAUGUGGGAAGAGUUUUGGCCUUAGCACCCAUCUCAUUAGACAUCAGAGGACACAUACAGGAGAAAAACCUUACAGAUGUUCUCUUUGUUGGAAAACUUUUAGUCAGAGUUCUGCCCUGGUGAUUCACCGGAGGACCCACACAGGAGAGAAACCUUAUAAAUGUCCUGAUUGUGGUGAGUGCUUUAGUCAAAGCUUUAACCUUAACAGGCACCGGAGGAUCCACAAAGGAGAAAAACCUUACAAAUGUGUUGACUGUGAGAAAUGCUACACCAGAAGUGCCUAUCUCACUCAGCAUCGGAAAAUUCACGUAGUAAAGUCUUUUGAGUCUCCUGAAGUGGUAGGUUUUCCUCAUGAACUGACUUGGAAAAGCUGUACAGGGGAAAUGGCCCACAUACCUUCAUUCUCAAUCUCAAAUCCACCUUCCUGAGUUCCAGAGCCUGCGGGUUCUCGUUUUGUUUUCUUUUCCUUCAAUGAACCAUUCAGUUAAGGUUCAUUAAACAUGUCUAACGAUUGCGGUCUAAAGUUGUAUUUGGUGUGUUUGCCAAAAAAGGUAAAUCUCUCAGGCCACUAGGUUAUCAGACCUGUCUAGUGAGAGGCACUGCCAGUGAUGGAAAUGAAGAGAAUUUUUGUUUGAAACUUAAGAAUAGCUCCAAAGGAAGAGAUGAAGAGUAGCCCUGGGAGCAAACAAAAGGCCAUUAACUCGAAUCUAGGAGUGCCAAUGGAUUACUUUUUUGUUCUUACCUCAUUGAGUCAAGAUGAAUACUGGCUUCAAGUCUUUGCCCAGUAAAAUCUCUUUUCAAACUAACAAUGUGAUUUUGUGUCUGUUUUAUUGAACCUUAAGAAAGGAAGAAUUUUUUUAAGAAAACAUUUUUAUUUGCUGAAAAUUAAGUUUUGUAGCAUCUAGAACUGUACUGUCUAUUAUUGUGGCCUUUAGCCAUAUUUGGCUAUUUAAACAAUAAUUAAUAAAAUUUAAAAUAUAGUUCCUUAGUUGCACUAGCCACUUACUAAGUACUUAGCAGCCGUAUGUGAUUACUGGUCUUACUAUACUGGAUAUCGUCAUAGAAAGUUCUUUGAAGAACUUUCAGGAAUGUGCUUUGGUCUGUUCUCCAAAAGAAAUUGCAAUUGACUAGAAAUGAGACUGAGUUUUUACAGUACUAGGACAGGAUUGAGUAUUUUAGUGAUUGUAUGUUUGUGUUAAACCAGUAGUGUUAUCUAGUGAUGACCUCCCUGUCUUGAGCAAAGACAGAAUAGUAGGUAGGAUACUGUGUUUGACCCUUUAGUUUUUUUCCCCCCGCUUUGGUACCAGGAUUGAACUCAGGACCCUGCGCUUGCCAGG